Leptopilina boulardi is the source of this 910-nucleotide messenger RNA. RefSeq lists its product as uncharacterized. Bases 140 to 820 code for a protein of 226 amino acids. Gene Ontology annotation, molecular function: N-terminal protein N-methyltransferase activity. The transcript is spliced from 4 exons. Gene Ontology annotation, biological process: N-terminal protein amino acid methylation. Lineage: Eukaryota; Metazoa; Arthropoda; Insecta; Hymenoptera; Figitidae. The record is from RefSeq and is a predicted model, not a curated record. Gene Ontology annotation, cellular component: cytoplasm.
AGUAAAGGACAGAAAUAGCUAUUAUAUAUAGUUUGUUUUCCAUGGAUGUUUCUAUAUGCUUAAGUUUCCAACCAAACGUAAACACUAAAAUUUUUAUACGGGAAAUUAUAAUUAAUCAAGUUAAUUUUUAAAAGACAAGAUGGAAGAAGAUUCUUAUGAAAUAGAAAAAGAAACGUUUUAUACAGAAGCAGUAAAAUACUGGGAUAAAAUUCCUCCAACGGUUGAUGGUAUGCUCGGAGGUUUUGGAUUUACUUCACAAACUGAUAUUCAGGGAUCAAAAGCUUUUUUAAAUUGUCUUUUUAAGUUAUCGAACCCUCCUAAGAAUACGUACUGUUUGGAUUGUGGAGCCGGUAUUGGAAGAGUAACAAAGAACUUACUUGUAAAUUAUUUUAAAAAAGUAGAUCUUGUUGAACAAAAUCCAAAAUUUUUAGAUGUAGCUAAAAAAGAUCUCGAGGCCUAUCCUGAAAAAAUUGGUGAAUUUUAUCCUUCUGGGUUACAAGUAUUUUGUCCUUCACUGAAUUUGUACGAUGUAAUAUGGACACAGUGGGUUCUGAGUCACCUUUGUGAUGAAGAUUUGAUUAUGUUUCUGAAGAAUUGUGUGAAUGGUUUAAGCAAGAAUGGCGUAAUUGUAGUUAAGGAAAAUGUAACUAGCAUGAAUAAAAUAGACAUUGAUACUGAAGAUUCUUCUGUUACACGGCCAUAUAUGGAAUUGCAGAACAUAUUUAAAAAAGCUGGUUUAAUUUGUAUUAAGGAAGUAAAACAGAAUGGCAUGCCACGUGGCCUAUAUCCAAUUUAUAUGUUCGCGUUGAGGCCUCACUAAAGCAAUGGUAAAACUUGCUUUAUAUAGAAUGUAACUCGUAUAGGUAGCUCUAUUUUACAACAAAUAAAACAAACUUUUUAAAUAAUGAAA